Messenger RNA from Miniopterus natalensis, 489 nucleotides. The record is from RefSeq and is a predicted model, not a curated record. Lineage: Eukaryota; Metazoa; Chordata; Mammalia; Chiroptera; Miniopteridae.
AUGACUGUGCCCCCCCUUCCGUACACACAGUGCCCCGGGAUAAAGCCCGUGUGCGUGGACCUGAGUGACUGGGAGGCCACGGAGCGGGCCCUGAGCGGCCUGGGCCCCAUGGACCUGCUGGUGAACAACGCUGCUGUGGCGCUGCAGCAGCCCUUCCUGGAGACCACCAAGGAGACCUUCAACAGGUCCUUCAGCGUGAACGUGCGCUCUGUGUUCCAGGUGUCUCGGAUGGUGGCCCAAGGCAUGAUCGACCGCGGAGUACCUGGCUCCAUCGUCAAUGUCUCCAGCGCACUGGCCUAUGCCACCUUGCCCAACCUAGCUGUCUACAGCUCCACCAAGGGUGCAAUGACCAUGCUGACCAAAGCCAUGGCCAUGGAGCUGGGGCCACACAAGGUGAGCCUGGGAGUCACGGCGGGAAGCAGAAAUGGCUGCCUUGCGGAGGCGGGGAGGAAGUGCAAGGUCCGGAGGCUCCUGGUCCCCAAGCUCUGA